Molecule: messenger RNA, 3881 nt
Organism: Tripterygium wilfordii
Lineage: Eukaryota; Viridiplantae; Streptophyta; Magnoliopsida; Celastrales; Celastraceae
Product: AT-rich interactive domain-containing protein 4-like
Exons: 15
Coding region: 1357-3603 (748 amino acids)
Molecular function (GO): DNA binding
Source: RefSeq, a predicted model, not a curated record
GUGUAGCUCAAGGCCCAAAUAUGCGUCCAAGUUGACCUACACACCUGGAUGGCUGGAUCAGCAAAAGAUGGAUCCAAACCCAUAUAUCAACAGGCUCACAGACUUGAUUGGGCUCAGGAGGCCCAGAGGCUUGGCUUAGCUUGGCUCAAUACCAAACGCACCACCCUAACAGAGUCUCCAUUAUCCCGUUGGAAGGUGGAGUCUUCAAAGAGAGAGUGUCCAUGAUGGUAACAUGAUUAUGGUCAAGAUCAACCCUUUUUGGAUCAACAUCACAACCAAAGAACAAUACAUAUACAUAUAUACUGAUAUACACAUACCACAGUGAGAAUUGGUGACAAUAAGAUAUAGUAAUUGAUUUUGAUGAUGACGAUCAUGAUUCAACAUGCCAGGGUUCUUCGAUGCUGGGUGUCCAAAUCCAACUUCAAACACAAAGAAGAUGAAAAGAAAAAAAGAAGAAACCAAUCCCAAAUCCAAACCCAACAAAACAAUCGUACCCUUUUGAGAAAAAUCUUGAUUGCACUACUAGUACUACCUCUUAUUCCUUCCCCAGAAAUCUCAAGAACAACAGAAAAAGACACAUAAAGCACAAAGAGCAACAACAACUACAAAGUUUCGUACCUUAAAUUUUAAUUUUCUCUAAGAAAUCGUGCAUUGUAUAUUUCUUUUUGAGUACGAUAAGUAACAGGUUGUUAGUAUUCCAGUCAUAGGUUAAUCUAUCCGCUUUGAAAAGUUAGCCCAAUCAAAUGUGAGAGAUCAAUCCCCAUUUGUGUUUCGGUCAAAUUGGGUUUUCGGAUUUGGUUGUUUACGGGUUAUUUUCUUGGUUGUCAAAGUUAAAGAAUCAAAUCAUCAAAGGUUUUUACAGGCGUGUUUUGUUUUGACUUGACUUGAUCGGAAUCUGUUUCCUUUGGCGACUGGCUAAUUUUUUGAUAACCUCGACUUUCUUCACAACUUAAUUUAAUUUAUUUAUAAUUUGUUUUUAACAGAGGAUUUUUAUUUUUCGAAGUGAAAAGAUGCGUACUUUUUUUCGUUUCGAGAUUUAUAUCGGUCUUUGUAGUCUCUAGGGUUUCUGGACUUUACCCUUCUUAAUUCUUGCUUCGAUUUUGUUUCUGGGUUUUUCUCCGUUCUCUUUGUUUUCUUCAAUUUUUGCAGUUCCAGGUUUCUCUGGAUACAAUAAGAGUGCUUUCUUGGUGAGUUAUUGAUUUGAGAUGCUUUUAGAUUCGGAGAAAGUUUCAGAAUUUUGAUUUGAUCGUUCUUCCAUCCAUAUUGAGGCAUUGGUAUUUGGUACCACGGCGUUUGGAUUUCUUUAUUCUUUGUAAUUUUUCUGUGAACAAUUUCGGUGGUCUCUGGCAUGUGCGCAUGAUGUUUCAUGCUCAGGGUCCUGCGAGGAGUCAUUGUAGUAUGCUCGCAGUUUUUUGUGGCAAGAUCCCAGGUAAUAAGCAGAAGCCGUCAAUUUCUGAUGACAAGCCCAGAUACCCAUUCCCGCAGCUAGCUUCUUCUGGACGCCUUGAGGUACAGGUUUUGACCAAUCCAAGUAUUGAUGAGUUCCAACGAGUACUUGAAUCAUUGGAACCAAAUAUUGUUUACUUGCAAGGAGAGCAAAUUGAAGAUAGUGAAGAUAUUGGAUCUCUUCGAUGGGGAGAUUUUGAGUUAACUACUUCGGAGGCCAUAUGUGAGCUCUUUGGAUCCACAUUGCCCACCACUGUUUAUUUGGAGAUCCCAAACGGUGAAAAGUUGGCAGAGGCACUUCGUUCUAAGGGUGUUCCUUAUGUCAUAUACUGGAAAAAUGCAUUUUCAUGUUAUGCGGCUUGCCAUUUUCGUCAGGCAAUUCUGUCAGUUGUACAAAGUUCGUGCAGCCAUACAUGGGAUGCGUUCCAAUUCGCUCAUGCAUCUUUUAGGCUCUACUACAUUCGAAACAACAAUGUAUUAUCUUCAAGUAGCCUGAAGACUAACGGGCAGCCUGGACCAUACUUGUUUGGGGACCCUCCUAAGAUUGAUAUUGGUCCCCUGGAGGAAGAUUUGGAGGGAGAAGAAAGAUCUCCAGGAUCCCUUCCUGCUAUAAAGAUAUAUGGCGAAGAUGUGAGCAUGAGGUUUCUUGUCUGUGGCAUACCAUGCACUUUGGAUGCCUUCUUGUUGGGAUCAUUGGAGGAUGGACUCAAUGCCCUUUUGAAUAUAGAAAUCCGUGGGAGUAAACUUCACAAUCGAACAAGCGCUCCACCGCCACCUCUUCAGGCUGGGACAUUUUCUCGUGGGGUAGUGACCAUGCGAUGUGAUGUAUCGACCUGCAGUUCUGCACACGUAUCACUUUUGGUUUCUGGUAGUGCACAGACUUACUUUAAUGACCAGCUUUUGGAGAAUCAUAUUAAAAAUGAGCUUAUCGAGAAGAGUCAGCUAGUUCAUGCAUUACCUAGCUGUGACGAAGGCAAAUUGCCUUCAUCUGAACCAAGAAAGUCUGCUUCUAUUGCCUGUGGUGCAAGUUUAUUUGAAGUUCAUAUGAAGGUUCCCACAUGGGCUUCACAGGUUUUGAGGCAACUUGCACCAGAUGUAUCUUACCGUAGCCUAGUUAUGCUAGGAAUUGCUAGCAUUCAAGGCUUGUCAGUUGCUUCUUUUGAAAAGGAUGAUGCGGAAAGACUGCUUUAUUUUUGUACAAGACAGGGUAAGGAGCUUCAUGCAAAUAAUUCUUUCCUCAGUAAGUCCCCUAGCUGGUGGAUGCCACCUGCACCUUGCCGCAAAAGAUCUGAGCCAUGCCAAGAAUCCAAACCCUUGAAUGGUAAUGGCCUGGAAGGUCGAAAUGGAGGAAACGUUAGACAAAAACUCAAUGUUGCUGCAUUAAGACCAAUUCCACACACUCGAGGACAUAAGAGGUUAUCUUUCGCUGGAUUUGCGGAGGGUGAAAGAUACGAUGGGAACCAAGUAAAAGUCAACUUGCCUGUUGCCCCGGCAAAGCAUGUCCCUGCUCCAGUCGCACAUCGGAAGUCAUUGUCAAGCUCUUUUAAGGCUCAGCAUAUUAUUUCGUUGAAUCCUCUACCUUUGAAGAAGCACGGUUGUGGCAGAGCACCAAUACAGAUGUGCUCGGAGGAGGAAUUUAUGAUGGAUGUGAUGCAAUUUCUGAUACUUCGUGGGCAUACUCGUCUUGUUCCUCAAGGUGGGCUAGCUGAGUUUCCAGAUGCCAUUUUAAAUGCAAAACGCCUUGACCUCUUCAACUUGUAUAGAGAGGUGGUUUCAAGGGGAGGCUUUCAUGUUGGGAAUGGAAUCAAUUGGAAGGGACAAGUUUUUUCAAAGAUGCGUAAUCACACCUUAACCAAUAGAAUGACUGGUGUUGGCAACACACUAAAAAGACAUUAUGAAACUUACCUUCUGGAAUAUGAAUUGGCACAUGAUGAUGUUGAUGGGGAAUGCUGCUUGUUGUGUCACAGUAGCGCAGCAGGUGAUUGGGUGAACUGCGGAAUAUGUGGUGAGUGGGCACACUUUGGGUGUGAUAGACGGCAAGGGCUCGGCGCCUUUAAGGACUAUGCUAAAACAGAUGGACUUGAAUAUAUAUGUCCACACUGCAGCAUCUCAAAUGUCAAGAAGAAAUCUCAGAGAACUGCGAAUGGAUAUUCAUAAAUCUUCGCAUUCUUGGGAUCUACCUCUAAAAUCUCACUUUCUUAUCACUAUAUUUUUAUGAGAAUGUGCAAGGGAAGGCAUGUAUUAGGAAUGUAAUUAUUGUAUUGUAUUCUAUUGUUGUCUACAUAUAUGGAUGACAGACAGAGCAUAAGAAGGCCGCCGCCCACCCCCACAAAAUGUACUCUUGAAGGAGAAGUAAUUGUAGUCCAUCAGCUUAAAAUUUUGAAGGUUUUAUGACAAACACAGAAAAGAACCUGAAGGAGUACAGAAAUUUCCUA